AUGGAUCCUGCAAAGGUUGAGGCAGUUAUGAGUUGGGCUCGUCCAACCACAGUCAGUGAGGUUCGCAGUUUCCUGGGGUUAGUAGGCUCAUAUAGACGAUUUGUAAAGGACUUCUCUCGCAUAGCCGCCCCAUUAACUCAGUUGACUCGGAAGGGGGCAGCAUUUGUUUGGAAUGAGGCUUGUGAAAAAAUUUUCCAGGACCUCAAGCAGAGGCUGGUUUCAGCCCCAGUUCUUACAGUACCGGAUGAAUCAGGUGGUUUUGUCAUUUACAGUGAUGCGUCCAAGAAGGGGUUGGGAUGCAUAUUGAUGUAG
Benincasa hispida (wax gourd) is the source of this 312-nucleotide messenger RNA. NCBI's taxonomy places the organism in Eukaryota, Viridiplantae, Streptophyta, Magnoliopsida, Cucurbitales, Cucurbitaceae. The record is from RefSeq and is a predicted model, not a curated record.